AAAGAAGAAGAAGUUGUUUAUUGAUCUUUUUAGUAGCUUUGUAGUAUGUAUAAGAACCUGUAUGAACGAUAGUUUCUCCGAUAUUGACGAUGGUUUGCAUAGUACCGACCUGUGGCAUGAAGCAAUCCAGUGGUCAUCGAAUGCGGAGGCUACCUCGACACCCAGAACUGGCACAUCGAUGGCUGCAGGCAAUCGAAAUCGGCUGUCAGCAGCAAAACAUUCCAUGGGUUCGUGAGAACUGGAUUUCAGCGGAGAUUUGCGACGGUCACUUCGAUGGAGACAAUAAUUCUCUAUGCCUUUCCCGAGGGUAUCUUGAACCUUCACGAUUUGGCAACAGUUCAGGGGAAACCUUAUCUGUAAAGUCAUGCCAAUUUUGCUUACAAUUUUAUCAGCUAAACGAAGUCUCGGACUAUACGAAUUAUAUGAAACUACGUUGUCCUGAGUUGAUCACUUUGAGGUCAGUCAACAAACUAAUUGCCUCGAGUGAAAACCUUCCCAAAUUUAUUUGUUUUGAGUGUGCUGCAAAACUUGAUAUACUUGAAUCGAUUCUUCUAUUUUUCGACCAUUCAUAUAAAUGUUUUGAAUCUCUGGAAGCAGCACGUAACUUGAUGAUUGUAGAAGAAGACCGACAAAUAGAGCUGAGUGAAGUGGUGAUCAAAGACGAAAUUCCAGAUGACGAAACAAACGACUAUGAUCUAGAAACAGGAAUUGCAAGUGAUGUAACGAUCAUCAAAGCCGAAGGUCUACCAUCUGUAGAAUCAAACCAAGAAGACGCAAUUGAAAAUAAACCGAUAGAAACUGAAUCGUUUAGCUGCUCGGAAUGUGAUAAAUGCUUUUCAACAAAAGAUAAACUGAAACGACACAGAUGGCACAAACAUUCAACAUCAAAGAAACCCCGUCGAACGUUGAAUUAUGAAUGUGAAUUAUGCAAAACUAAGCAUAUAAGGCUAUCCGACUUAAACAGUCAUAUAAAUCAGGAUCACUGGAGAGAACAAUAUCCUUAUUUAUCAUGCAAGGAUUGUAAGAAGACGUUUUCCUGCCAAAAGAGUCUAAUUCGUCACAGUUCAUGCCACGCAGAAAUGAAACAUCAGUGCGACACAUGCAACAAAUUUUUUUUAUUCAAAUACAACUUGCUUAUGCAUCAGAGACAGCAUACUGAUGAACGUAACUACGAAUGCGAGAUCUGUCACCAAAAAUACACAACAAAAGCAAUACUGAAAUAUCAUCAUCAAAAAUGUCAUACUGACGAACGAAAUUUCGAAUGCCUGCACUGUGAUAAGAAGUUCAUUUUUAAGAGUCAUCUGGAGGAUCAUACUGCUAUGCAUCACAUGGGCCAGAGUUUUGAAUGUGAUAUAUGCAGGAAACCGUUCAAUACUGAAAAAAGAUUAAAAAUUCAUCGUCGGACUCAUUUGGACGCGUUGCCUGAAGAAGAACGUAUCAGCUUCGAAUGCAAUGAAUGUGGAAAAGUUUUUUGUGCAAAAUAUGAAAUGAAAAGACAUCAAGCUAAUGCUCAUAGCACCGAACGUCCUUUCGCGUGUCAGAUCUGCGGAAAACGUUUCGCAACCAACAAAAACCUACUUUCGCACAUGUUGAUGCAUAAUAACGAACGGAACUUUGAGUGUGAUAUUUGUCACGAAACAUUCAAAACAAAAAGCGUGUUGAAAGGCCAUUUUGAACGACAUUCAGACGAGCGUAAGUUUGGUUGUAAUUUGUGCGGCAAAGCGUUAAAAACGAAAAGCUCUUUGAGGGUGCACAUCAAGAGACACACGAAUGAACGCAAAUUUGAAUGCGAAGGUUGUGGGAAAAGGUUUAAAACAAAGGCAUGUUUGGGAAAUCAUCGCCGAGUAACAUCAUGCAGGCCCGUUUCAGCUUUUCAGCUUUAGAAGUCAGCCAGAGUGACUGGUCGUAAUUGUUUCGCAAUUGGAGAAUUUAGCGUUUAUACUAUUGACUGAUUAUUUAAAAAUAAUAAAAUUUCUUAGCUAUUCCUUUAGAAAGAUUUCGAUUUAUUGGAAACAAAACUGUCCUGGCAGAUAUUCCGUUAUUUUUCGUACAGCUUAUAUUACUGGAUUUUUGCAUAUAAUUUGACUUAUUUUGGACCGGGUAUAUAUUUUGUACCACCUUGCAACUAUUUUCCUAUUUUAAAAGGUGAUUAGGGAAACAUGAGAUAUCAAAGGAAGAAAGAAUAUAAGGGUUAAAUAUCACGAAUUUUGAGAAUAAGAUGCAAAGCACAGAAGCUUGAUUUAUAACGACAAAGCCAUAAACAGAUCACACAACAAGAUGAAUGGACUGCUGGGCAUAUAGUCUUCGUCACUGGUCUGCGUUAACCUGCAUGCAUGCAAAGCUACACGGAAAAUAAUAAAAAGGUAAAAUUUACCGAGACAGCAAAGGUGAAUGCUCGCAAAAGCCAAAAGGUAACUUCUACCUAUUCGAGGUGAAACUCACCUCACAGCGAGGUAAAAUAUACCUGAAACGAAGAAUGAAAAAAGGUACAAUUCACCGAGAAAAAAUGUGAAUCCAAAAAAGGUAAAUUUCACCUCGUAGCGAGGUGAUGUUCACCUGAAUUGAGCUGAAUCAAAAAGUAUAAUUCACCUAGAAAGAAAGGUAAAUCCAAAUAAGGUAAAACUUACCACGUAGCGAGGUGAAGUUGACCUGGAUUGAGCUCAACAAAACGGUACAAAUCAUCUCGAAAAAAAAGUAACUAUUUGACGAAUCCGUUUAUUGAGGUUAAGCUGUUUUGCCGUUGAGGAACAAGUUCUGCUUCGUGCACAAUAUGUGAAAAUCGGAACAAAAUGGUAAGUGUUUUCUUAGAUUUCAUUUAGUUGUGCUGGUUCUCUUCAUAAUACUUUGCUUUUGUUUCAGAUCGGCCCACAGAGCUUCGUGUUGUAUUCCCGUCAGCCUUCAGAUAUUAUUCCGGACAAGCCGGACCUGACAAGCUUGGCGAACAAAGGACUUGCCUCAACAAUUUUUAAAGAACACGGUGAUAUAUUAAAUUUUUAAAAAUAAAUAUUAGGUAACUCCCUAUUUAUUUCAAAUAAAUACCAAUU
Molecule: messenger RNA, 3044 nt
Organism: Uranotaenia lowii
Lineage: Eukaryota; Metazoa; Arthropoda; Insecta; Diptera; Culicidae
Product: zinc finger protein 25-like
Exons: 2
Coding region: 90-1883 (597 amino acids)
Source: RefSeq, a predicted model, not a curated record